CGUGCAUAUAACACAACUAUUUGGGUGGGUUGUCUCUCUUUCCCCCUCAUCCCUCGCUCUCUCUCUUUCUGAUGUGAGAAAUUUACAGAACGGGAAAAGAGACAUUGUAAAACUGUGUCACUCUAAACUGGGUGAAGUGCUGAUUAUAGCUAAACUUCAAGUACAAAGCAGCCAUCUUUGGCUUCUUGCAGUUGCGGAUAUCUUUCUCUAUUCAUUUUCUUGGUGGGCACAGCAUUUUACCCACGCUUCCUUGGAUUAUGCGCAAAAAUCGAUCUUGAUUGGUUCUUUGUGAAGUGGAUUAGGCAUCAUCCCAUUCUCGCCCAUACCCAGAUUCAACUCAUCAAACACUUUUCUUCAACCAAAUUUCAGGUGACCUUUUUAGCUCUGCAAAGAAAAAAUAAUUAACUAAAAAGGGAUAUGCUUGCUGCCCCCCACUGUGAAGAUGCUGUUCUCUGUUGCAGUCCCCACCUUGAAGUUCAUAUAAAAGAUUGCUUCUGCUGAAGAAUUAUACUCCCCAUACUUAUGAGAGCAGGGCAAUUCAAAGUUAUUCAAUUGGAGUAGAGAUCAUGGAAACAUAAAUCUUGAAGUUUCAAAGGUGAAGCUCAUUGUUGCCAGCCAAGAUGAAGUUUAUGAAACUUGGAUCCAAACCUGAUUGCUUUCACUCAGCUGGAAACAAUGUCAGGUAUAUUGCUUCUGAGUUGGCUUCUGACAUUAUCAUUUUCGUUGGAGAUAUAAAGUUUUACUUGCAUAAGUUCCCUCUUCUUUCCAAGAGUUCUCGUUUGCAAAAACUCAUCGCAAAGUCUGUUGAAGGAAGCAGUGAAAUCCACAUUGAAGACAUCCCUGGAGGGCCUGCGGCAUUUGAAAUAUGUGCCAAGUUCUGUUAUGGUGUCACCGUUACACUGAAUGCUUACAAUGUGAUUGCAGCCCGUUGUGCUUCCGAGUAUUUAGGAAUGAAUGAGAACACCGAAAAAGGAAACCUUAUUUACAAGAUUGAUGUUUUCCUCCACUCCAGCAUUUUCAGGAGUUGGAAAGAUUCCAUAAUCUCUCUUCAGAGCAUGAAGUCUCCUCUUUUUCCUUUGUGUGAGGAGCUGAAGCUGGUCAGCCAUUGCAUUGACUCUAUAGCUUCCAAGGCAUCUGCUGAUGUGUCAAAGGUUGACUGGUCGUACACCUAUAACCGAUCUAAGGUAUCAGAGGAAAUUGGUUUGAGAAGCCGAAUAGUGCCAAAAGAUUGGUGGGUGGAGGAUCUGUCGGAGCUUGAAGUUGAUUUAUAUAAACAGGUUAUUGUCAAUAUCAAGAAAAAAGGACUAGUUCCUAAUGAAGUCAUUGGAGAAGCUCUAAAAACUUAUGCGUCAAAAAGGCUGCAAGGGUAUCAUGAUAUUGGUACUGAAAUUGAUGCUUCCAAAUAUCGAUCUGUAUUGGAUGCAAUUUUGUUGCUUUUACCCACAGAGAAAGGCAGCGUCUCAACCAAUUUCUUGUUUAAGCUGUUAAAAGCGUACAUUUCGGUUGAGGCAGGAGAAAUGGAGAAGAAGGAACUGAUUAAAAGAAUAAGUCGCCAACUGGAGGAGGCUUCUGUUAAUGAUCUUCUGAUUCGAACCUCAGAUGGGGAAACUGCAUCCCCUAUGUACAAUGUCGAUGUAGUCCAGAAAAUACUAAGCGAGUUCAUGAUGUCCAAUGAGGAGGACUGUGGGACCAAAUCAGAGGUCUGUGAUGAGAUUCAGAAUGUCAAGAAGCCAGUGGGGGUUUUGAAUGAAGCUUCGAAGCUGAUGGUGGCAAAGUUAGUAGACGGUUACCUUGCUGAGAUCGCGAAAGAUCCCAAUCUGACAUCAUCAUCAUUUGUUGGUGUGGCAGAGAUGGUGGCUGGUUUUCCCCGACCUGCUCAUGAUGGACUAUAUCGAGCUAUUGACAUGUACCUUAAGCAACAUCCAGGGAUUAAUAAGAGUGAGAAGAAGAGAAUAUGUAGAUUAAUGGACUGCAAGAAGCUCUCUGCAGAUGCUUGCAUGCAUGCAAUUCAAAAUGAGAGACUCCCUUCACGUGUGGUUGUCCAGGUCCUGUUUUUCGAGCAAGUCAGGGCCGCUCAUAAUACUUCUUCUUCCGGAAGCACCACUCCUGAACUCCCCCACCCCACCAAACCAGUCACAUCUGCAUCUUAUGGCAGCUCUCGUUCUGCAACCACCACAGAAGAAGACUGGGAUGCUGCGGGCUCUGCCGAGGAGCUCAGGGCUUUGAGGAGUGAACUGGCAGCUUUGAAACUGGAGAACGCUGACAAGGCUGCCACCAUGGGUAAAAUGAAAGGUUUGGUAGUUUCAAAAAAGGUCUUCUCCAAGAUCUGGUCUUUUAAAGGCGGACAUGGCGGUAGUGGGGAGAACAGUGGUUCAGAUUCGUCCGAAAGUCUGGGGUGUACCACCAACAUGGAAGAAGCAAAAUCCUCCACCUCUUCAAGGAAGACAAAGCAUUCGCUUACUUAGCCCUAUCAACACUAGUAGAUGGUCUAUUUUGGUGGGUAUUAGCAAGUCCAAGGAUGUCAAGUGUAGUUCUAACAACAACCUUUUCCGAUUGUACCGUCUAUAUUUACCGGAUGCCUAAUAUCAUUUGACGUUUCACUAUUUUUUGCUUUUCUUGUCUCUGAAGUUCACAUGAAACAAAUGUAGAGGAUAAUCAUAGAUGAACUGUCGCUUCCAUACCCUUUGAUUGACCUUUUCCAGGUGUAGUUUGAGUUUAACCACUAGCUAAUAUGCAAGGAACUGAAUGUAUAUCUUUCAAGGAAGAUCGUUGUAGUUCAUGGCCAAAAGUUAUUAAACUUUUAUGUUCAGCA
Molecule: messenger RNA, 2812 nt
Organism: Cuscuta epithymum
Lineage: Eukaryota; Viridiplantae; Streptophyta; Magnoliopsida; Solanales; Convolvulaceae
Source: the annotation of a GenBank genome assembly